AUUUUUUAUUUUUAUUUUUGUAUAUUUCUUUAUGGUUUUUUAAAAAAAACUAUGAAGCAUUUGCAAUUUGUGCUCGUCCUGGCCAUCGCGGUCAACGUGUGGGAAUGUGGAGACGCAAAAUUCGGCGAGAGGGGAGAACUUAGCCCCAGGAGGAGAAGAUGUUACGACGGAAGCUUGCCCAAGCGGCUGAAGAAAAGGGAGAGAAAAGUGUUACUUGACGGCAGCAGCGGCGAAGUUUGCCACAGGUUGUAUCCCCGUGUGUCCUGCUGUCCCACCAGGAGAGCCGCCUAUCAGAUCCUGCACCGCAGGGAUGCAAGGAUUUUCUCUACCAACAACACCGAAUGUGGACGUCUCCUGGAGGAGAUCAAGUGUGCUCGCUGCUCCCCCAAUGCCCAGGUGUUGUUCCACUCCUUGGACAUGGAUAAGAUGCCACACAGGGAGCCAGACCUGCCGCGGCUAUGCCAGGACUUCUGCCGCGAGUUCUACUACACCUGCAGGGGGCACAUACCAGAACUGUUCCAAGCCGAUGUGGAUGAGUUCUGCCAAUACUAUGGGAGGAGAGAUGCCAGCCUGUGCUUCCCAGAUUUUCAACGAAAGCAACCGCAAGGGCAAGAUUCCAACUACUUGGGAGAUGAGAUAAUAGAAGAUAUCAACAGGAAACACAAACACAACUGCUACUGUGCCCAGGAGGUGUUGAGUGGUCUGAGGCAGCCGGUGGCUGUGGUGCACUGCGGGGAUGGAUCCCAGCGGCUCUUUGUCCUGGAGAGGGAGGGGAUUGUCAGGAUACUCAACCAUGACCUCGAGCUAAUCAAGGAGCCCUUCCUGGACAUCCACAAGCUGGUGCAGAGCGGCCUGAAGGGUGGAGAUGAAAGGGGCCUGCUAAGCCUGGCAUUCCACCCCAAUUACAAGAAGAAUGGCAAGCUCUACGUCUCUUACACCACCAACCAAGAGCGCUGGGCCAUCGGACCACACGACCACAUUCUCCGUGUGGUUGAAUACACCGUUUCGAGGAAAAACCCGAACCAGGUGGACACACGGACUGUGCGGGUGCUGAUGGAAGUGGCAGAGCUGCACAGGAAACACCUAGGCGGUCAACUUCUGUUCAGCCCUGAUGGUCUGUUGCACAUCAUCCUGGGAGAUGGCAUGAUCACCCUGGAUGAUAUGGAGGAGAUGGAUGGACUCAGUGAUUUCACAGGGUCUGUCCUGAGGGUAGAUGUGGACACAGACUGCUGCACAUCACCUUAUUCCAUACCGGGGAACAACCCUUACUUCAACAGUACCAACCAGCCACCUGAAAUUUUUGCCCAUGGAUUACAUGACCCAGGCAGGUGUGCAGUGGAUCGGCUUCAGACAGACAAUGGGAGCUUCCUGAUCCUCUGUACAGAUGCCAUUGGCAAAAACACAUCAGCAGGAAGAAUACUGGAGAUUACAAAGGGGAAAGAUUAUGAAAAUGAGCCUUCUGUCUAUGACCUGCAGUCCAGUGGAGGAGCAUCACCUGUGGGGGGCUUCAUCUACAGGGGCUGCCAGUCUAGAAGACUUUAUGGCAGUUACGUGUUUGGAGAUAAAAAUGGUAACCUGCGGAUCCUCCAGAAGUCUACGUUGUCAACAUCAGCAAGUGGUGAACAGUGGCAGGAGAAGGCUCUGUGUCUGGGCUCAGCUGGUUCCUGUGGCUCCAUGCUUGUGGGGCAUAUCUUGGGUUUUGGAGAGGAUGAACUAGGUGAAGUCUACAUACUGGCAAGCAGUAAAAGCAUGGUGCAGUCACACAGUGGAAAACUCUACAAGCUGGUAGAUCCCAAAAGGCCUCAUGCCCCCAAGGAGUGCCAGCGUCAGGUGGAGCCUCCAGAGCUGCUGAUGACAGCUUGUUCCAGACACUGUAAGAACGGACACUGCACUCCUACAGGCAAGUGCUGCUGCAGCCCCGGCUGGGAGGGACCCUUCUGCCGAGUUGCCAAAUGUGAACCAGCCUGCCGCAACGGAGGAGUCUGCAUGGAGCCCAACAAGUGCCUGUGUAAGAGCGGCUACUCCGGGGCCCAGUGUGAGAACAGUGAGCAGGGUAUGCCCAACGACCAGGAGAAAGACGGCAUACUAGACCACAUCAUUGACAUGACCUCGUACCUCCUAGAUCUGACCAGCUAUAUCGUAUAGGGGCGCGCAGAGGGGGGCUGCUCCCCGCUGUCAUCCUCAAGUUGACACAGAUCUACCUACCACCACCAGCAGACUCUAACGAGGUGUCCUUAAUAUGGCCUCCUAAUCUCCCUCACACCCAUACAUGUACACACACACACACACGCACACACACACGUAAUACACACAGGAUCCCCGUCAGACUGCUUUACAUCCUCAUCACCAAACUCUUCCUCUUUCUCCUAUAAGCUACUUGCUCUUGAGCACCAGGCCUGGCAUCCAAGCCGUGUUCACUGACCUGCAGACAGCAGCAAGAUGAUUGACAAGCAUGGCUAAGUUAUGGAAGUUCCACUAAGACAUUUCCUCCUCUGUCAUUGAGAAAAAACGCUUGUACACGGCUGACUCCACAGGAACAGGAACUCCACGGGAACAGACACUUUUAACUCAAGACUUUGGAUCUUUUCUGUCGCCUUACGUAGAGACCCCCACAAAAAAAGAAAAAAAGGGGUUUUGAAGCAUUUCAGCGGGGACAGUUGAUUGUCAGGGGGUUCUUUAAGGAUUUAAAAUUAGAGCGGUGUGGCUCAAGAUCCAAGUUUGUGCUCAUGGUACAUCAAAAUCCAGCAAUAAUACUAAAUGUCGGCAUACACAGACUUUUGACGGACACUCUGCACCUCUGCCUCGGUUAUACAAAGCUGAGAAGUCGAUGAGAGUCGAGGUCACUUAGAGCCUGCUUUGUGCUAUACUAUUCUAAAGGCACUAAUACAAGAGAGAUGAACCAUGUUGUCUCACUUAUGAUGUUGUAUUUAGUUUGUGGGCACAUUGUCAUAAAAAGCUAUAACAGUAUACGGUAUGUAUACUUUGUUUCGCAACACUCACUUGCUAUCAAUGUACAGAAUGGAUCUACAGCAGAGGACUGUUACCUACAACAGAAAUAGGGACGACCGAGUGAGAACGUUUUGUCAAAGCCAGUUUUCAUACAAUCUGAACGGAGUUAUUGGCUCCCAUGCACUGUAUUCAUUUUUUGUUUCAUUCACUUUAUUAUUCAAAAUGAAUUUGUCAUUAAAAGCGCAAUGAGAGUAGUUUCACAUCCACACAUAAGUAACACUACGACAGGUAUGAUCUAACAAACUCCUUUUUCGUUGCGUCACACACUGAACCUGAACUCAAAACUACAAAAGGGAAGAGAUAGCGCGGUGAUGUAUAUUUCCAAUAGAGCUUACCUAAGUACUACUUAGCAUUGCAAAAAAAAACAAAAAAACAAAAAAAAAACUAUAGCAUUACUAUUGUUAUCAUAGAGGAGGGUUUAUUUUUUUAAGCGUAAUAAUAUAUGGGAGAGAAUGGUGUUUAUAGAAAGCAGUUUUACACUAAGCUUGUCAGUUCAUGUCAUUUCAUUGUUCUUGUACUUAUACAUAUGCUUUUUCCUCUGUCAAGAAAGACACAUGAGGUGCGUCAAAGUAACGCAUGUCUGUGCCUGCGUAGGAUAAUUCGGAGCAGUUGGCUGAGUCCAUCUAAUUCUUCUCCCUGAUGUGUGGUUUAAUUACCUCCGUCAGAAAUGUGUCUCCGUUGCGAGAUGAUCAAAGAUCCCGUCGGGCCACCAAGUCAACUGUGGAAGCAGUUCACAGUCAGGCGCAGAUCUUAUCUGUGGGGAGCAGAUUAAAGUUUAACCUAAGGAUGUGUCUAAUGAGAUAAGAUUGAACGAUUGAUCUGACUCCUACAUGUAAUCAGUUUGCAGCCUGGGAUUGUCUGGAGUUUUGUGUUAUCAGAUGCCAGACUGAAGUUCAAACAGAUGCAGUACAUACAUACGUGCAUGCCCGUAUUCUCUUAAUCUAAUAACUUCUCUUAUUAAGCCAUUUAAAUUCCAUAAAAUUAGUCAAUCAUUGUGUUUUUUUUUUGUUUUUUUUUAAGGCAAACAUUCGUAAUUUUGCCCUCUCCCCCAAAUUUUAUUUUGAAAAACACAUUUCCAAGUAUCACGGUUAAUUGAAGUUCAUUGUCCGUAUUUGUUCUUCAUCUCCCGCCUCGCUUGUGUUGCUGAAAUAAAUCAACUCUACCUGGUCAAAAUGGAAUUCAUGCUGUAAAAUGGAAAAUUAUAAUUUUUUUAGCACUUAAUGUGAAAGUUGCAUUGUAGCUGCUGAGACGGCGUGGUGUGAAUAGAAUAACCAUUUUCAUUAUUUAAGUAGUUACACAAAUAAAAUAAUUAUUUAAGUUCUCUAUGUUGUUUUUACCAUUGUACUGUAUGUGACAUUUUUUUUUAUUCCUGUAUUGUAAAUAAAACUAGGGAUAACUUUGUUUCUCUACAGAAAUAUCAAUAUGUCUAUUAAAAUUUAUAGCAUGUCUGAAA
Molecule: messenger RNA, 4462 nt
Organism: Larimichthys crocea (large yellow croaker)
Lineage: Eukaryota; Metazoa; Chordata; Actinopteri; Sciaenidae
Gene: hhip
Product: hedgehog interacting protein
Exons: 13
Coding region: 52-2145 (697 amino acids)
Source: RefSeq, a predicted model, not a curated record